Molecule: messenger RNA, 1870 nt
Organism: Chrysoperla carnea
Lineage: Eukaryota; Metazoa; Arthropoda; Insecta; Neuroptera; Chrysopidae
Product: serpin B6-like
Exons: 1
Coding region: 299-1825 (508 amino acids)
Molecular function (GO): serine-type endopeptidase inhibitor activity
Source: RefSeq, a predicted model, not a curated record
UUUCCCAGUGACGAGUUAUGUAAAUUCAUUUUUACAAACACAACAAACUAAAUGUGUUUUUAUAUCCUCUCCACAAAACUUAUUUUUGCUUAUUUUUUUAUUUUAUCAGAAUGUAACUUCACUGAAAGGUCAAGCGUAAUCUCUUUGUAGGUGACCAACUUUUGACAACAAACGACAAGAGACAGAAGUGUGCAGUGUAUAAUAAAUUAUUAAAAUGUUGAAUUAAAUUUCGACGGUAAAAUAAUUUUGUUAACAAAAAUAGUGCCAUUUUGUGUUGAAAAUACGUGAACAAUUAAAAAUGAUUUCGAAAAUAUUUAUUUUAGUUUUUUUAAUAAACAAUUUAAUAAUUAUAAAUGCAAAUCAACAAAAAGUGAUUAGUCCAGAUGAUUUUGGACGCCUUCAAAAACAAAUGAAUUCUGUAAAUCCAUCAAAUAAUUCUGCUCUUAAUGUACAGGAACAUUUGUUUAAUCCAAAUAGUCCAUAUGCAAAAGCUCUUGAAGCUAUAUUUGGAAUUGGAGUUCGUUUACAAUUGCUACUGGAAAAAACCGAAGCUAACAAGAAAAAUUUCUUAGUAUCCCCAUUAAGUAUGGCAGUAACCGUUGGUGAACUAAUGUUAGGAGCUCGUGGUGAUUUACGAAACUAUUUAGCUGAAUUAUUAAUAAUUGACGGCGCAAAUUCAAUUACUGAUAAAACUGCUAUUGGUGAAAAAAGGGAAGACAUCCCCUUACUCAAUAUUCAUCAACAACUUGGAACGCUCCUUCGAGAUCUUCAACAACAUGGUGAUUUAGAAAACACAUAUAUUUUAGAGACAGCUAGUGCGUUAUUUUUGCAACCUGAGUUACAUUUAAAUAAAUUAUUCGAGGACAGUAUUCGAAGUAUUUACGAUACAUCGAUAAUACCAGUUAAUUUUAGCACAGACCCACUUGGAUCGUUUAAAUUCAUAAACAAUUGGGCAACAAAAAGCACACGAGGUAAAAUUAAUCAAAUAUUACCAGCUCCACUACCUGUAACUUCCUCGGCUGUGUUAGCGAAUGCAAUAUAUUUCAAAGCAGAUUGGGAAACUCCAUUUAGUGAUGAGCUAUCUGCUGAAGGUAUUUUUCAUACAGCUCAAAAUGAAUCAGUGAAAGUAACAUAUCUUCGAGGGCAAUUCGAUAUAUCCUACGUCGAAAGUAAAGAAUUAAAUUGCUCGAUGAUUGUUUUACCAUAUAAAAAUAAGAAAAUGUCAAUGUAUUUAAUACUACCAAAGAAAGGUACGAAAUAUGAAUUCGACUUAAAAAGUUUUACAACAAGUUUACGGUCCAAAGACAUCAUCGAUUUAAUUAAACUUACGCAAUUACGAAGUGUUCGUGUUAUUUUACCAAAAAUUAAUUUAUCAAGUACAAUUAGUUUAUUGGAUCCGCUAAAAAAAUAUCAAGAAUAUAAAAAUGAACUUCAAAAAAUGCCAAAACUACUUAGUAAAUAUUCUUCGAAACCGUUAACAAAUAAAUAUGAUAUUUUGGAUGAAAAAAUCGAUACAUAUAAAGAUAUCGAAAAAGAAAUCAGUUUAGAUUCGCGUGUGGAUAUUACUGUUGGUACCCAAAAAGAUCCAAUUGAUCUAAGUGGUGCUUCAUUGGAUGCUCGAUUUAAGUUAACUGAUAUUGUUCAACAAAUGUCACUGGCCAUAAACGAAAAAGGAACAGAAGCGGCUGCCAUAACUGCUAGUACAAUUUCAUUAUCGGGUGGUAUUAAAAAUUUUGAAGCAAAUCGACCAUUUAUGUUCUUUAUUCGACAUGAAAUGACUGAAGCAAUUCUAUUUUGGGGUACAAUUGUGAAUGCUGCCCACUAAACAAUAAAAGUAAAAUUGAACAAAUUUUGUGAUAAUUUAAGUUGA